This is a messenger RNA of Mesocricetus auratus (golden hamster), 1333 nucleotides long. It is a transcript of the gene Prr27, whose product is annotated as proline rich 27. Lineage: Eukaryota; Metazoa; Chordata; Mammalia; Rodentia; Cricetidae. Bases 149 to 1204 code for a protein of 351 amino acids. The record is from RefSeq and is a predicted model, not a curated record. Gene Ontology annotation, cellular component: extracellular exosome. The transcript has 7 exons.
UGAUGUUACAGUCUGUCUGUUACAUUCUCUGGUGGCCUCACAUCUCUGAGACUUCGUCCUUGAUAGCUGAAAAUAUUACCCUUGAUAGCUGAAAAUGAAUGUUUACUUCUGUUCCCUCUAAGCAGCUGAGUCUCAAAGGUCUAUCAAAAUGAAGUUACUCCUUUGGGCCUGCGUCAUGUGUGUUGCUUUUGCAAAGAGGAGGCGUUAUCCCUUCAUUCAUAAGAAAUCACCCUCGCCCAGUGAAGAGGAUUACUAUGGACAUCGCUACCCACUUAAUCCAUCUCUCAAUAUCCCAUAUGGCUUAUGGAAUGAUAAUUUGCCGCCUUUUCUUUUGCCUCCUGUGGACACUCACCAAGGAAAUACCAUCACCAAAUUCACUGGAAAUCCGGACCUUGACAGAGGGCUAUCUCCAUACCCUUGGAUUCUUACUUCUUCUAAAGUUCACUAUCUAUACCAAAACCCUAAUUAUCCCUCAGAUGCUCCACCGAGUGGUCCCGCAGCAACUGCUCCUCUCCCUCCUCCCCCGCCCCCUCCUCCCAGGCCAUAUCCCUUUGUCAUACCUCCAAAGAUUUCUGUUUCACCCAUUGCGCCUGAGCCUGCAUCACCCCAGGGAGCACCUGCUGUAGGCGAGGGCCUGGUACCGGAGUUUGCUGUAGACAAAAGUAUUUCAGGCCUGCCUACUGCAGUCAAACUUGGACAACCACUGCCGCCACAACCUGCUGAACCAAAAGCUUCCGCAGGUGAACCUGCUCCAGCCCAGUUUGGUCCAUCUGAACCUGUUCCAGUUCAGUUUGGUGGGCUUGAAUCUAUCCCUGCCCCGUCUGGGGUAAUUGAGUCUCCUGCAGGCCACCCCAUAGCACCUGAACCCGCUCCACCCCAAGUUGUGGCUGCAGCCCAGGCUAUAUCAGCUGAAUCCCCUGCAGGUCAGUCUGCUGAAAACAAACCUGCUUCGGGUGAGCCUUCUAUAGCUCAGUCUAUACCACCUGAGCCUGCUGGAGGCCAGUCUGCUGAAAUCAAACCUUCUGCACCUGAGCCUGCUGCCCUCCAGCCUCCUCCACCUGAACCUGUGGCAAGCCAGUCUCUUCCGGGAAAACUUAUUACAUCUGAGCCCACUGAAGUGAAACCUGAGAGUGCUGAGCCUGCUGAGGCCAAACCUGGUAGCCAAGAACCCCAGCCUUUCCUUUUUUAUCAGGUACAGAAGUGAGAUUUUUCUAGAGAAGAGAGUUAUUCAUUUGUUUCUAUGCUGAUGAAACAAAUCAAAGAAAUCCAAAUGUUCUUUCUUUUCUCAACGAGUAGUUUACUAUGUUUUAUUAAAACUAUCAGUCUCUCCAUA